GCACAUGAAUUGGGAGAUAAAGUUUCAUGUAUUUUGGUGGGCGGGGAGACGGGAUGGAUGAUGGAUCUCGCCGCCUGUCUCCUCCGUCUCCCUUUUCUUCUCUCUAAUGCCUUCACGACUGCCCAUUCUCAGAGAAGCGAUAUGAGAGUGCUCCCUUCUGAGGGUGCCAACUAGAGAUUGCACCAUCGUUACGGAUAAGAGCAGAGCACCUCUUUCUUCUUCAUUCAAAGAAGAAGAAAGAAGACGAAGUGGUGGUAGUAGUGGCAGUGACAGUAGUACUGGUGGUAGAUGGUAUUCUGAGUUUUAUCCUUCCCAUGGUGCUCCUUUUCUGUAAUUCCCCGGGCUCCUGCGUCCUCGUUCGCAACUCCACUGCCAUUCAUAAUCUUUUCUCCCCUCGUCUGACACCUGACCUCCAUAGACGGCCUCUAAACGCUCGUUCUCUCCAUUCCUGGCCUUGUCAUCGUCGCGUUCGUUAUCUUCGUCGUUCCUGUGAUGAUGGGCAACAUAGGAUUCCGACUUUUCGGACUUCAUCGUCACUGGAGGCGAGGUUAUUGGACGACUACUACUCCGCCGAUGACGCCGGCCAGAUCAAAGAGAAGCAGCAGCAAAAGACCUUGUUUCCUGGAGGAUUUAAGCGGGCCGAGCUGAAGGUUCCGACGUUGGUUCUCCGAUUGAGCCCCAGCGAGGUACUGAACCGUGAUGACACCCUCAGGCUCCUAGAUUUCGCCAUUUCCAGGAGCGUUGGCAUCGUUUGGCUCGAGGACAGAGCCAACGAUGGUUCUGCUGGUGGGCGCCUCUAUGAGGCUGCCUGCAUCUUGAAGGCAUUGAUCCGGGACAGGGCUUUCUUGCUGGUGGCGGAGAGGGUGGAUAUCGCUGCGGCGGUCGGUGCCAGCGGCGUGAUACUCUCGGACCAAGGCCUUCCUGCAAUUGUUGCAAGGAACAUGAUGAUGGGCUCCAAAUCUAGAUCCGUGGUUCUCCCCUUGGUGGCCAGAACUGUAGAUACUCCAAAAUCUGCCUUGAGUGCAUCGAGUGUUGAAGGUGCUGAUUUCUUAGUCUUCGCUACUGAUAAUGAAAAGGACGCGGAGAUCAUGGCGUCCUCAGUGUGUCAGAAUGUGAAGGUACCGGUUUUUAUGGACAUCAAGUUCCUCCGAGGGGAGGCAUUAUUCACUGCAGCGUCAAAAGUAUUGCAAGCAGGUGCAAGUGGUUUGGUAAUAUCAUCCACAGACAUGAAACACUUCAAUGAUGAAGCUUUUAUCCAGUUGCUUUCUACAGUUCGUUUAAUGAGAAAGGAAAAUGAAGAUGAGCUGCAAGGCUCGAGGAAGUUGCUGGAUGUGGUAGAAAAAGGUAGCAAACCAUCGAAGCCCUUGGAUGGAUUCCGAAAGUUGGAUGGUAGAGAAAAACAACUCAUAGAGGCAGAAAGACCAGUUUUGCAUGAAGCAAUAUCUGUCGUUCGUAAGGCUGCUCCAUUGAUGGAGGAGGUCUCGCUUCUUUUGGAUGCAGUUGCUCGACUAGAUGAACCAUUUUUGCUGGUCAUAGUGGGGGAGUUCAAUUCAGGAAAAUCUACCUUUAUUAACGCCCUUCUUGGAAGAAAAUACUUAAGAGAAGGUGUUGUUCCUACUACUAACGAGAUUACCUUAUUAUGUUAUUCGGCUUCUGGGUCUAGUGGACAACAACGUGACGAAAGACAUCCAGAUGGUCAAUUCAUACGUUAUCUACCUGCACCAAUUCUCAAAGAAAUGAAUGUUGUCGACACACCUGGAACUAAUGUCAUUCUACAGAGGCAACAGCGUCUGACGGAAGAGUUUGUGCCACGUGCAGAUAUGAUUCUCUUUGUUAUUUCCGCUGACAGACCGUUGACUGAAAGUGAGGUGGCUUUCCUUCGCUAUAUCCAGCAGUGGAAGAAAAAAGUCGUAUUUAUUCUAAACAAAGCUGAUAUCUAUGAGAGUCCUCAGGAGCUUGAGGAGGCUAUAAUGUUUAUCAAGGCGAAUGCUCAACAGCUGUUGAACACAGAGGAUGUAAUACUAUAUCCUGUCUCCGCACGUUCUGCACUUGAAGCAAAACUUUCAGCAUCUACUGAUGAUGGGGUACUCGAUCAGUUCGUCUUAUCUUGUGAUCCUCGUUGGAGAAGUAGCAAGUUUGAUGAACUUGAAAAGUUCUUGUUAAGCUUCCUAGAUGGUUCCAGCAGCACUGGACUGGAAAGAAUACAACUUAAGCUUGAGACACCAGUUGAGAUUGCUAGCACAUUACUUGCUGCCUGUGAAGCAAAUGUGCUGGAGGAGCAACAAAGAGUCAAUCAGGAUCUUAGCUCUGCAAAGGAAUUAGUUGGUAGUGUUAAGAAUUAUGCAUUGAAAAUGGAAAAUGAGAGCAUGUCUUGGAAGAGGCAGGCAUUGUCAUUGGUUGGAUCAGCAAAGGCACGUGUUGUGGAAGUCAUCAAAUCUACACUCCAAUUAUCAAACGUUGAUGUGAUUACUACAUAUAUUUUCAGGGGACGGGGAAGUGGUUCAUUGCUUGCUGUAUCCAAUGUUGAAAAGGAAAUAAUUGGUACUGCACUUUGUGAUGCAAAGAAACUGCUAGAAGAUUACUUGACCUGGUUGCAUUCUAGUAAUAUACGUGAAUGCAUGCGCUGCAAGGAAACCUUUGAGAAGAAGUGGCCUGCAUUUUCUAGUGCAUCGCCUUCAGAAUCUGGUAAGUUGAUAAGCAAAGGAGAUGAACACAGCAUUGAAGUUGCAACGAAGUUCAGUGCCAGUGCUGCGUCUAAACUUUUUGAGCAGGAAAUCAGAGAAGUGGUUUUGGGUACUGUUGGAGGUCUUGGUGCGGCCAGUUUAUCUGCAUCUCUUCUGACAUCUGUUUUACCAACCGCGAUGGAGGAUCUUCUUGCUCUUGCACUGUGUUCUGCAGGCGGUUUCCUGGCUAUCUCUAGUUUUCCGGCCGGUCGCAAAGAAGUGAUAAACAAAGUAGAGAAAGCAGCUAAUUCCUUGGCUUCGGAAUUUGAAGAGGCAAUGGAGAAAGACCUGGCGCAGUCAAUAGAGAAUCUAGAACUGUUUGUUGAAUAUAUUAGCAGGCCAUAUAUUGAUGGAUUGCAACGUAGGAACCAAUACUUGUCAGGUAUUCGCGAGGAAAUCCUGGAAGUGGGGAAAAAACUGAAGGCUUUACAAGUUGAAAUACAGAAUCUCCAUCUUCAGUGAAUCACUUCAUUUUACCGGUUGUCAAUAAGCAUUGCCAGGGUGAAUUGCAUUCAGAACCAGAUUGCUUGAUCCAGCCAUUCUUUUCGGAGGGCGUCAGGUAGUUGAUGCCUUUGGAAGCCAACUUAUUCAUCAGGGAAAGGGAAAAAGUAAUCUCUACAGAGGUGUGCUACUGUCGUUUGCCCGUUUUGGCCGUUGAAUCGUGUCUGUUGUACAUUCAUGUAAGUGCCCAAUUUUGUAUUAUGUAAUCUCUUCUUGAAUGUAAUAAAGAAAGUGCUUUUCUUCAUAACAUAA
Molecule: messenger RNA, 3476 nt
Organism: Nymphaea colorata (pocket water lily)
Lineage: Eukaryota; Viridiplantae; Streptophyta; Magnoliopsida; Nymphaeales; Nymphaeaceae
Product: probable transmembrane GTPase FZO-like, chloroplastic
Exons: 11
Coding region: 315-3185 (956 amino acids)
Biological process (GO): thylakoid membrane organization
Cellular component (GO): chloroplast membrane
Molecular function (GO): GTP binding
Source: RefSeq, a predicted model, not a curated record